Messenger RNA from Styela clava, 1658 nucleotides. RefSeq lists its product as uncharacterized. The record is from RefSeq and is a predicted model, not a curated record. NCBI's taxonomy places the organism in Eukaryota, Metazoa, Chordata, Ascidiacea, Stolidobranchia, Styelidae.
CUGCCUCUGUGAGAUUGAUUUUUCAAAAGGUUCCAUCGUAUCUCCUGUUGUGCCAUCGCCGCGUAUGAUAUAAAUAGUAGUAGAAUAUUACUUAAAUCAACUUUUAGGCAUUUUGUAUAAAAUUGUCUGUACAUACGACAUAUCUUUUUAAGCUGACUCAAUCAUUCGUUGUUUCUGGCGAAACAUAUAUAUAUAAAUAUAUUGUGGAAGUCUCAUGUUAGCGAUAUAAUUUUGCAAUAAUUGUGGCCUCUUGUUCGACAAUGCAAGUUACCCACUCGAUCCACUGAUCAUAGUGUGAUGUUGUAGUUCUAGAACUCGGAUUCAAAAGCUUAGACUUGUUUCAUGACUUUUUCCAAUUCAAUUUUCCCAAACAUUGGUUCAAAAUAUGAACGCACAUUUUGUGUGUAAUAUUUACCAAUUCACUUCAGAGCCAGACUUUUACCGAGAUCGACCCUGGUACUGAAAAGCCACGGCUGUCCUUGGAUGCUAGUCUGUUCAAUCCAUGGGAGAAAAAGGGCGAUUAGAUGGUUCUCUUACCGACAGAGCAAAUAAGAGUUGAAAGUCAAGAAGAGAAAACAUGAAGACGACAUUUUUAAGAAGAAUCACUUCAUUCAUUCUUCUAAUUACAGGUUGCCUAGGAUAUCCAUCCAAAUUAGAAAAUGAAUUUUCUGCGUCUAAUAUGAAUGAUGACUCCGUGUUGCGGGCAAGACUCGGCGAAUUGAAUGCAGAAUUUAUGGAUAAAGCUGCGGACGCAGAUAACGACAUGUCCGAUGAGAAUACAGACUUGGAUUCUCAGAUGGCAGAAAUCGACACAGAAGAACAUGAAGACGUCGACAGAAUGAUCGAACAAAAAGUCAUUGAAGCUAUACUGAAAAGGUCGCUAAGAGGAUUGUACCGUAAAGAAACAGAAGCAGAAAGUCGCAACAAGCGUAGCCAAGACCCUGGAAGAUUAAAUCGUGACAUUCCCGACUACGAAGAAGACAUGUAUUCCCUCCGGGCUGUUCCAUUUCUUUUCAAAAAGCGAUCGUACGAUGAUUGGGAUAGAGAUUUCGACGAUUCUUUGGGUUUCCUUUUCAAACGUUCGCAACAAAACCGUGCACAGAAGUUGGCAUCAGAAUUUGACGACGAAAAGCGCGCAGAAUUUUCACCUUUAUUCAAGAGACGAGGGGUUCCAUUUCUUUUUCGGAAGGAAAUUGAAAAACCGUUUCUGGUCAGUCGUCUGCUCCAUACUAUAAAGGGCGACGAAAGAAACAUCGACGAUGACUCAGACGAGGUUUCGGCGCGGGAUCUAGAUUACUUGUUCAAACAAUCCGCCUCUGCAUCUCGACAACCAAAUGAAAAGUCAUUCAAUGCAGUCGAAGACAUGAACAAGCGCUACGAGAUGUCCGCUCUGUUUUGAGAUUUCAAAUGUAUUUUGUUAUCUAUCCGCUAUGUAUUGUAAUAUAAAGUCACAUCUAGUUCAGGCUCAGUCCUGCAUUCCAACAUACGACUGUUUAUUUGUAAGAAUGGAUGCUCAACUUCUUUCUUCAUUGAUUUUGUAUUUUUUCUCAAGAAUACUUUUAGUUGUCAAUACGUAUAGCACAACAUGGAUUGCUCAUAAAUUUUAAAUUAUAUAUCGAUUUCUUGCAAUAAAAAUACUCAGAAGUAAGAAAAUAGAA